Molecule: messenger RNA, 607 nt
Organism: Paramuricea clavata
Lineage: Eukaryota; Metazoa; Cnidaria; Anthozoa; Malacalcyonacea; Plexauridae
Source: the annotation of a GenBank genome assembly
AUGGAGGAGAUGGAAAAAAGUUAUCCUCAAUAUGACGACUUCAGUUAUGAUGACCUAACGACAGCUUUUAGUAGGUUGGAUACAAAGGUAAGGGGAGAGGUUAUGUAUGAUGUUGAUCCUUUAGUAUUAACUGAUCUUAAAAGUGAACUAGACUAUGUAAGGAAUCUCAUGGAGAGACGUGCAAUAGAAGAAACAACUUUCACCGAAGGAAACGAUGGUACAGUAAACAUUUCAGGACCAUCAGGAACUACAAACAUUCCAGGAGUAGAAUUUGUGGAAGAUCCGGAUGGUCUUCUUCCAGUUGUGCUAGAUAUAUUUAAUGAUACUUUUGAUACUGACUGGUUUAACAUAGAGAAACGUCUGGAACGACUAAAUAAACUUUCUUCAGUGGAGAAGAAGAGGGACUUUAGAAACCAGGUAGAGCGUGUUCAAGCUGUCACAAGAGUUAUUAAAGGUAAGGAGGGACUAAUACUAGACCCUAAGAAUAAAUAUGUCAGGGAACUCAUCAAACGAUCAUCUGUCAGAACACUUAAUGAUGGCACAGAGGUGUUGGUAUUUAGAAGUGAACAAGGUAUUGACAAAAGUGGGACACAGAUAAUGAAACGUG